Monomorium pharaonis (pharaoh ant) is the source of this 2076-nucleotide messenger RNA. It is a transcript of the gene MESR6, whose product is annotated as UPF0489 protein C5orf22 homolog. The record is from RefSeq and is a predicted model, not a curated record. NCBI's taxonomy places the organism in Eukaryota, Metazoa, Arthropoda, Insecta, Hymenoptera, Formicidae. Bases 839 to 1987 code for a protein of 382 amino acids. The transcript has 8 exons.
UAUGAAAAGUACUUAUAUUUUUGUUUAUAAAAAAAAUUAUAUAAUUAUUAUAACUACAUUGCUUCUAGUUUUUCAAAGGAAAGAAAUUCGCAGGACAAAAUUGUCAUUAUGUAUACGUAAGUCGUCAAAGAAUCUUUUGUCCUUGUAAAAGUAAUGAAAAUUAACUUUAGAGUAUCACGAGAUCUAACAUUUGAGAGUGUCUCUUAAAACAAUGUGUGUAUAGAGUGCUAAUUAUGAGAGAGAUAUACAUUUAUUCGAAAGUUAAAUAACACGCGGAGAUACAUCUAUUCAGCGGCGGUGACUCCGUUAAACACCGUUCGACCUGCUUGGACAAAUUUAUCAACGCCAAGUUGUCAAACGAUACUCCAGGACGUUGGUUCGCCGCUUGCCGGCUGUGUUAGAGGGAUCAGGUUUCUAAGGCGUCCUCAUAUUCUUAGGGGGAGGCAGGGAGGGAUGGAGUAAAGAGGAGGGGGGGGGGAGGGCCUGGGCUAGAGCAAGAGAAAAAAGGGGAACCGGGAACCACCUUACGAAACUCGUCUCGUGAGAAAUUCGGUGUAAACCCCCUGUCCCGGUGCCCCUGUCCCUUUAUUCGCAAAAUGAUCGCGUUUGAGGUGCGCGCCUAAGAGCAAACCUCAGUCGGUGACCACGUGCUUCCGCGCGAAGCAGUGCGUCGCGUGCCCGCGAUUCCCGGUGCGUUCGCGUGCGUCUCGUGUCGUCGUGACGUUAAUUGGAAAAUCGAUCGUUUAACGCGUUAUAAUUCGUCCCGUCGGUCCGCCGAUCGUCGUGAUUCCGUUCGAGAGUCGGGUGGUCAGGUCCGCGUACCCCGCGCUCGCGAGUUAUGUCGUACACGCGCAAGCACUUUAAGAGGACGCCGGUCUACGUGGUGGAGGACCACGAUGAGGCCUUACCGUUCAUAUAUCGGUGUAUGGGGUCGAAGCAUCUGCCCUUCGAAGGUAAUACUUUCGUACAUCUGGAUUCGCAUCCCGAUAUGCUGAUACCGAAGGAGAUGCCGGCCGAUACGGUGUGGGACAAGAAUCAGUUGUUUAGCGAGAUCAGCAUUGAAAAUUGGAUUCUGCCUGCAGUAUACGCAGGUCAUCUUAAGAACCUGAUCUGGGUGAAACCACCGUGGGCGAAUCAGAUGACCGACGGUGUACUGACGUUCCUCAUCGGCAAGCAGAAGGAGACCGGCUUGAUAAGAGUAACUUGCGCUGAACCGUACUUCCUUAGUGACGGUUUGUACGCCGCACCAGAAGAACUUGAAAAUACUCGCGAAGUCAUUCUGCAUGUAAUAACCAUCGGAGCUUUCAUCGAAGAUUCAACGAAGAAAGACGACUUCACAGCUGUCAGCUCAGCAUUGCGCCAAUAUCUUCCUGAAAAAGAUACUCCGUAUAUCUUAGACAUCGACCUCGACUUCUUCAGUACUAAAAAUCCCUUCAAAGAUCUUCAUGAGCGUGUAAACCUUUAUGACAAGUUGGCUCCUUUGUUUACAUAUAAGAGGGCCGAAUCAAAUGAUCCAGAGGUCCUAAAAGAAUCAAUGAUAGAGCGGAACCAACAACUCUCCGAAUUGAAGAAUCUUUUCGGUUAUUUAGAAGAGCACCGUUCUUUAAAGAGUUACGACGGUUUGAAGACAUCACGAUACGAAGCCGUGGAUCGACUUUUUCAAGAAGUAACAAGCGUCUACAGAGACCCGGAAAUCGAUUGGAUGUUAGUAUAUAAUGCAGGUUGCACUAUAGAUGAUACAGUUCUACCCGAUCAUGUGACGGAACCUAAUGAUCUCGAUCGUUUGAUUAAUGGAACGUUCCGUUUAUUUUUGACCGCUCUUCCUACGCCUCCAACAAUCAUCACUAUAGCCAGAUCCAGUGAGGACGAUUAUACUCCUGUCGAAAACGUUGAUCAGAUUCAAGUUGAUGUUCUCGACCAACUUCGUGAACGACUGGGAGCGGAAAUUGAUAUCAAAUUGAUUUAUCAAGACGAAGAACAACAAUAAUUAUUAAAAAAUGAUAUAACAUUUUAUUCUUUCCUUUUGUCCUUUAAUCCUUUUUUAUGAUUUGGCAAAUAAAGGUAUAAAUAAACACA